Molecule: messenger RNA, 3069 nt
Organism: Closterium sp. NIES-65
Lineage: Eukaryota; Viridiplantae; Streptophyta; Zygnematophyceae; Desmidiales; Closteriaceae
Source: the annotation of a GenBank genome assembly
AUGCUCUCAUUCCCUCUAACCCACUCUCAUACGCUCUCAUUCCCUCUCAUCCACUCUCACACGCUCUCAUUCCCUCUCAACCACUCUCAUACGCUCUCAUUCCCUCUCACCCACUCUCAUAGGCUCUCAUUCCCUCUCACCCACUCUCAUACCCUCUCAUUCCCUCUCACCCACUCUCUUACGCUCUCAUUCCCUCUCACCCAUUCUCAUACACUCUCAUUCCCUCUAACCCACUCUCAUACGCUCUCAUUCCCUCUCACCCACUCUCAUACGCUCUCAUUCCCUCUCACCCACUCUCAUACGCUCUCAUUCACUCUCACCCACUCUCAUACGCUCUCAUUCCCUCUCACCCACUCUCUCACGCUCUCAUUCCCUCUCACCCACUCUCAUACGCUCUCAUUCCCUCUAACCCAUUCUCAUACGCUCUCCUUCCCUCUAACCCACUCUCAUACGCUCUUAUUCCCUCUCAACCACUCUCAUACGCUCUCAUUCCCUCUCACCCACUCUCAUACUCUCUCAUUCCCUCUCCCCCACUCUCAAAACGCUCUCAUUCCCUCUCAACCACUCUCAUACGCUCUCAUUUCCUCUCACCCACUCUCAUACGCUCUCAUUCCCUCUCACCUGUUUCGGUGGGGGGCCAAGUGGUCCCCACUACACACCCCUCCAACCUUACCAAGUGGGUCCUACUCCGCAUCUACGACGAUCGUCGACAUGAGUGCGGUGCCAUUGUUCAAUGGCGAGCACUAUGCAUCAUGGCGCUUCAAGUUGAAGGUGCACAUGAUGGAGCGUGAGCUUUGGGGCUUCUUCGACGGAUCCGAAGUGAAGCCUCCAACCGCCUCGACAACGGAGCAUGGAGCAUGGGUGAAGAAGGACAAGAAGGCGUUCUCGUUUCUCGUGUCGAAGCUCGGACUUCAACUCGUGCCGGUGGUGAGCUCGUGCAUCGACCUUGAAGGAGCUACACGUGAAGCUUGGAGGCGCCUCGAGAACAUCCACGUGACGAAGUCUCUCCACAGCAAGUUGCAAGCGAGGAGGAACUUCUUCACCGUGCGCAUCAAGGAGGGCGAACGCAUGCGCGCAUACGUCAACCGCGUUGAGGAGCUUGGCGAACGAAUGGUGGAGCUUGAAGCGGACGUGGAUGAGAAGGAUUGGAUCAUGACGCUUCUCGGAGGGCUCGGAGAGGAAUGGUCAACCGUCAUCACCACCCUUGACGGCACGCAAGCGACGUGGACCAAGGAGGGGGUGACGACGCGCCUCAUCAACGAGGAGAUGCGGUGGAUCAACUUGAAAGGCGAUUCAACGAGUUCGGCUCACUUCACGCGCGGCGCGAAAAAAGGCGUUGUCUACACCAAGCCACGGAAUGACCGUGGGCAUGCAAGUGGAAGCGUGAGCUCUUCACGUGGAGGACAUGCCAACAACAACAACAACCGUGGUCAUGCUCGUGAAGGAGCAUGCCGGUAUUGCAAGAAGCUCGGGCAUUGGUGGCGCGAGUGUCGGAGCAAGCCAAGGGAUUGGACUCCAACGUCAACGUCUUUAAUUCAAGAGGAGAGGCGCGCGAACGUGGUGACUUUGGGAGAAGACACCAAGGAGCUCGUGUUCAUCGCAGGAGAAGGAGCUCUUGGCGGGCUCGCAUGGCUUCUCGACACGGGCGCUACACAACACAUGACGCUGCACGCGGAGCUUCUUGAGGAUGUCUCGGCGGAUGCUCCUAUCAAGCGCGUGGUCUUCGGUAAUCAAGACUCGCUUGAGGUGGAGGGACGCGGAACGUUGCGCAUCGCGGUGGACGGCGGUCCAAUGACAAUCAACAACGUGUUGGUUGUGCCGGGACUCGGCGCCAACUUGCUCUCCGUGUCACAACUCACCACCAAGGGAAUGCGUGUCAACAUCGAAGGCGCGGUCAUGACAUUGAGCACGUCUUCCGGGCGCUUCAUCGGCAAAGCGCAUCAAGACGGCGGACUCUUCAAGCUCGUGGCUACACCGAACCUUGCGUCGGCGCACGCGGCGGUGGCAAAGCCUUCAUUGGAGAUGUGGCACAACCGCUACGGGCACUUGAGUGCGUCAACCAUCCGCGCCAUGGCAACUCAAGGCGUAGUGCACGGGAUCGUCAUCGACUCGUCAACAAACGAGGAGGUGGAGAAGUGUUCGGCGUGUCUUGAAGGGAAGAUGGCGCGGAAGCCGUUUCCAACUCGCACGAAGCCUCUCGCCUCCAACCCGCUCGAUCUCGUCCAUACCGGCUUUGGCGACAAACCGGACGUCUCCAACCUCCGCACCUUCGGGUGCAUUUGCUACUAUCACGUUCCCGAUGCUACACGCACCAAGCUUGAGGCGAAGGCGCGUGUGGGGAUGUAUUUGAGCCAUAGCCUUGAUCACAAGGGAUGGCGGGUGUGGGACUUGGAGAGCGGAAAGGUGGUGGUGUCGCGCGACGUCUCAUUCUUCGAGAACCGCUUCCCAACUUCACCAAAAGAGAAGCAUUCGGUCGUGGUCAUCCCUCCAACGGUUGAAGACACGAAUGAGUCAUCUUCUCACGAUGUUCCCAAGGAGAGGAGUGUUCAAGACGAGGAGGGAGAUGUUGUUGAAGUGGUUGGAGUGGAGAGUGAGAAGGAUGGUGAUCCUUCUACCGUCGUCGCUCCAACGCUUGCAUCUACUCGCGCUCGAAGAACUCCUCAUCCGAACCCGAAGUACGCCGACUACUCGCUUGUGGUGGAGGAUGAUGAGGAAGGGGAAGAUGCCAUGUGCUUCAUGGCCGACUUCACACCUACCACCUACCGUGAGGCGAUGGAGACGCUCCAAGCCGGUAAUUGGACUCAAGCACUCAAUGAGGAGUACGAGUUCAUGAUUGAAAAUGAUGUCUAUGAUCUUGUCCCUUUGCCCCCAAAUAGCUACACCGUUGGGUCCCGAUGGGUCUUCAAGAAGAAGCUCGGGCCGAACGGGGGAGUGUUGGAAGUCGGUGGGGGGCCAAGUGGUCCCCACUACACACCCCUCCAACCUUACCAAGUGGGGUUGGGUGGCGAGAGUUUGGGCGGAAGGGUGGCGGUGCACACAAGUCAAGGGUUGCACUUGGGUGGUAGCUAG